Messenger RNA from Vitis riparia (riverbank grape), 1434 nucleotides. RefSeq names its product protein bicaudal C homolog 1-A-like. Gene Ontology annotation, molecular function: protein binding. The transcript has 7 exons. The record is from RefSeq and is a predicted model, not a curated record. The coding region runs from base 121 to 1080 and encodes 319 amino acids. Lineage: Eukaryota; Viridiplantae; Streptophyta; Magnoliopsida; Vitales; Vitaceae.
GGUGUGUAGUUUUUUAGAAAUGAUCAAGAGAGAGAAUUUCGUGGUUUGAUUCAGAUUAAAGAUUGGAGGUACAUGGAUCGAUGCAUCUCUACUGAGCCAUAGAGAGUGAGAGAAAGAUUAAUGUCUCGGCCCCAGGUCACCAUCACUCUGGGCCGUACUGGUCAGGUGGUGAAGAGGGCGGGAAACGUACCUGACGGCUCUCGAUUUGAUUCUUUGCCUUCAGCUGGAAGCAAGAGAUCCACGAGGGAUGGGGCUGGAGGUAAUGCCGAGAGUUCCCUCUAUGAGACGCAAUCCAAGACUAAGCGACAUCGGGGAGAUAGAAGUGUUUGGAGUUCAAAUGAUGCUCGGGUUGGUCGAAAUGAUCUUCGUUUCAAACUCAUGCAAAAAAACAAGUUUAGGCGAACACGGGGUGACUAUGAAGGAAGAAAUCACACGGGCCUUAAGAGACAAUUGCCAAGGGCCGUUUAUCCUCCUGUCAAUAUGUAUACACUGCAGCGCAUGCCUGAAUCAAAGGUUAAUGGCCUUUUAAGACGAAUUCCUCCCACAAGAAGUGCAGAUGAUUUGCUCCAGUUGAACUCAUCAAGAAAAUCAUAUUCCACGUGGACUCAUAAUGGGUUAAGAUGUAGAUCUCCAGACAGAAUUUUGAGUGCUUCUAGAGGCUUCUCACCACCGGGAAAUAUAAACGACCAGCAGCAAGUACUGACAUUUAGGCCAAUUGAUUCCUCAAGAGCUGCUGCAUAUAUGGGUAAAGACGCUUAUAACCAUUCGAGGCCCACAGGCUCUAUACAUUUUUUAACCAAAGCUACUUUGCCUCUUGAAGCCACAAAGCAGGUUUCACGACUUCCUCCACCAAAUAGCAUUGCUCAGAAAAAUUCCUAUUUGGGAGUGGAACCACUCACCGUUGCUAGCUUCUUACAUUCACUGGGUUUGGGGAAAUAUAUCAUCCUUUUUCAGGCUGAGGAAAUAGACAUGACUGCACUAAAGCAAAUGCGGGACAAUGACCUGAAGGAGUUGGGAAUACCAAUGGGACCAAGGAAGAAGAUCCUCCUUGCUCUCAGUCCUCAUUCGAAACAAGUGUAGCAACUUCAGAUUUGGACCUCUGUGUAUGUAUGAUCUUUCUGGUGCAAAAAGAGAAUAAAGGGGGGAAGGGGUUUGUUGUUGGUUUGAUUGUUGAUCCUCUGUAUGUCAUCCAUGUGUAGCACAACAUUCAAGAUUCUUGUAUGUAAAGAUUAAACUGUUUGUAUCACAUUCUGAAGAUGUGGCCCUUAGAUUUGUUGUAAAAAGCCACAUUCUUCUGGGAAAUGUUUCAUCUAGAUCCACUUUGUCCAAAUCAAGGUUCCCCCCCUUAUUUCCUGGAUCUUAUGUGGCAGACAUCACUGCUCGGAUUUAAUAGAAAUUAGGUUCUUAUGGCUCAAUUUUUUGGCUUUUUCAAUA